Messenger RNA from Amoebophrya sp. A120, 2756 nucleotides. The record is from the annotation of a GenBank genome assembly. Lineage: Eukaryota; Dinophyceae; Syndiniales; Amoebophryaceae.
AGGUGAUGGAACAGGCAGCUUGAGCUUGUCUGUCACACAGGUGGGAGUGAUGUUGUCGCGGCCUCUUUCGCGUUUGAAAUCAGGAAGUUUAGAACGAGCGCAAUUGAUGUUUGGGUUUGCGUUCUUAUUACCACCCUCCAAAACCGCCCGAGACAAAAAUGCAGCAACCCUAUCAUGUAACCGCUUCCGCACCUGACGACAAGAUCGAUCCUUGGCUGGUGAAGCAGGUUACUGCUGCGACGAAAAAGCCUUUUGCUUUCUUCGAGAAUAACGACGCGCGAAAAUUUCGAGAGGACGAGCAGCCCGUCUACACGCUGCUCGACAAGCCCUUCCCGAGAGACGGGGCAAGCGGAACAAGUACAGUUGGAGCUGCAGAGUUGAAGGGCGGUGGUCCUCGCGAAAAAAUUGCCAAAAAGAACAGUACAAGUGCUACCUCGUCUGUUGUAUCUUCCACUGCAGCUGCAGGAACACGAACAACAGCAAGUGUAAUCCCCGAGGCGAAAUUUGCGUCGUCGAAGAUGGACAGCACGUCUUCAAAGAGCGGCACUGCUGCAGUGAGAGAACCCGUCACCUCGAAUAAAGCGAAGUUUCCUCCGAGGGUUGCGCAGACACCUGCCGCAGGUGCUGGUGCGGGUACGGCCCCAGGAAUGUCAACAGCUUCAUCGGGCAGAAGAAAAUCGUCGGGGGCCGCUGUUUCGGCGACCAUACAACCAGCUGCAGCUGCGCCCUCUGGGUCCUCUUCCUCGAGAUCAAGGACCAGACCACCGGGCGUGCCAUCCCUCACAAGCGGCAUCAAGAACAUCAAUGGGUGUAGUGCUUCUGCGAGUGUGAGUGAAAAACCGAAAGAAAUAACGAACGUGGCCAGCUGCGGCAGCAAAAAUUCUCUCUCGGCCUCGUCUGGUAGUGCGAAGAUGAAUCAGCGUGGUUCACGCACGGCAUCCAGUAAAGGAUCCUCAGCGCCACAUAAGCAGCCAGAUCCCGCUACGACAACCGCGGUUCCGCCUUCCUCGGGCAGGAGUGCAACAGCUGGGAGAAGCUCUAGCAGUGCUGCGACGUCGCACCGAACUAAAGACGCAACAAGAGGCGAGAGCACAAGUGCGGCUUCCGUUGGAAGUGCCUCUGCCACCAGAAGCCGGGCAAGCAAAGGGCCACCGAGCUCCUCGUCUCAGCCAGGGAGUUGUGCAAAAAAACCCGAUGACAGGCAACAAAGCCGUAAUCGGACGGCGAAACUACAAGAGAAGGAGAAUAGUAAAGACGCCAGCGCGGCCAAGAAUCCUAACAUCGAAAAAAGACCACUUUCUCCGCCGCUGCCAGCACCAGCCGACCCCGCCGAGCCCGACGACGGCUCCGACCUGGAUGAGGCGAUUACCAAACUUCGGCUGCAGAACUUUCAAAAGAAGUACAUGCUGUUGCAGCAGAAGCGGGCAGAGGAGUUGAACGAGACCAUCCAGUUAAACGAAAACGUCCGCAGGGCUCAGCAGGAAGCCAGUUUGUUGAAGCAGGAGCGGGUACGGAAAGACAGCGAGAUUUGUCAGCUGCGGCUGCGCCAGGAGAUGGUCGAAGCGAAGGCGAGCAAACACAAGGCCGAAUUGCUGCGGUUAGCCGAGGCGUACGAACGACUGCAGGCGGAAAAGAAGAAAGUUCAGGUAAAGUGGAGUGACUGCGUGAAGUUUUUUGUCAUGAGCGGCCUUAUGAGGUCGCAUGCCGCGGCAUGGCCUCUUCUUUCUUGAACUGAAUCUGCGUCUACCUUCAAUAUUCAAUGAAAAAAGCAUCUACCGUACUUCUUGCCCCCGAACUUAAGAACAUACCCCUCCACCUCCACAGGACUCUCUCCACGAGCUGGAGCAGCGAUCGCAGGAGCGCGACGCGCUGUUGCUUUUCUACCAGGUGCGGGAGCGCGAGUUUACCAGCACCGACGCGGAGAACCUAGAGCUGAAACAACAGAACCAAAGACUGAAGGAGCAAAUUGUGUUUCUCUCCGGUCUGGUGUUGCAGUCGUCGGACAAAGAAAACAAGCAGGCACAGGAGCUGUAUUUCCGAGGUGACGAUUUCAAGUGGCCCGGGGGAAUGCAGGAAGAGGAAGUGUCAGGAGAGCAGAAGGAUGACUGAAGUUGAUGCAGACAUGACGUUCUUUUAGUUUUACUUCUCGGAUCCUCGUGGUGGUCGGUGAGCUACUUUCUCUCCCACCGCGGCUACGCAGCAGCUGUCUUGUUUGUGCUUGGGCCUGAUCUUUAUUUAGCAACCUCGCAGUCGCAUCGAGAUAUUCGCACUCUAGCCUUAGCCCCUUGACCAGCUUAAGGCUACUACCGAUCCAACAUAAUCAUCACCAUCUUCUACUUCUACCUCGUUUUCGCAUUGCUCACUUUGUUGGAUGUCUUGGUUGGAGAUCGAAAGAGCUGGGGUGAGGCCUUACAACUUUUCGACGACCAGAGGAUAAAUUCCACAAGCUCUUCGUGAUGAGUGAUGUGCUCGCAGCUGCCCACUCCCUGUUGUACUCUUUCGUCAUGAACUUCUCGAGUCUAAAACCAAAACUACACUAUCGUGGUUCUUUUUCACAACAUUGAUUGGUUCUUCAAGACUCAACCGUGUUUUUUUGUAUGAUGCUAUCGUGAAGGUACUUUCAUCUAUGAUGUUGAGCACUGCCUAGAGGCAGUUGCCCUCCCAACUCUUAGUACGAACUAUGUAGCUUGUACUAGCUGCUGCGAAUUGAGUGGUCGCAGAUCCACAAGAAACCGCGUUUUGCCGAUUCAAAAUGG